Molecule: messenger RNA, 3654 nt
Organism: Amaranthus tricolor (Joseph's coat)
Lineage: Eukaryota; Viridiplantae; Streptophyta; Magnoliopsida; Caryophyllales; Amaranthaceae
Product: proline-rich receptor-like protein kinase PERK9
Exons: 9
Coding region: 864-3404 (846 amino acids)
Biological process (GO): protein phosphorylation
Molecular function (GO): protein kinase activity; ATP binding
Source: RefSeq, a predicted model, not a curated record
CUAAAAUUAUGCUCCGAAUAUAUGGUUUUUGGCAACUGAAAUCUGCCAACGAGGCACCGGCAGUAGGCCCACAUACCGUGUACAGCAGUAGCCGCGCUUUAGACAAGAGUUGUGGAGAAUUGGUGAAUAGAAGAUCCAGGCAAUUUUGGUGUUCACGCUAAACUGACCUAGUCCUGUAUUUCCCCUUUUCUUUUUCAAGCAUCUUUACUUAAUUUUUGCUUUAUUUAAUUAACGUCAUAAAUCAGUAAACCACUGUUCAUUGCUUACUUUCACUUUGAAACAGACACCAUUAAUGAGGUAAACCCUUUUGAACAUUCUUUUUUUCAUUUGCACAAAUUAUCUCCUUUUUCACAUUUAUAAUUAUAAUUCUGAUUUGUGAUGCCAAUUGAGGGUUGAAUUCAAAUAUUUCGGAAGAAUAUUGAUUUUAUAAGAGGGUGUCAAAAUCAAUUACAAUAUGAAGUUUUUGAAUUAGUCUUCUGUCUCAACAUCAAGUAUUACCAAUUGGGUUCGCUGAAAAAGGUUGGGUUUAUCCAAAAACUUUGAUAGACAUCUAAUUUGACAGUUAAUGAUCCGAAUUUUGCUGGGUUUCGUGCAAUUUGAUCUGGGUUUACUUCUCUGCGAAGUUGGUGUUCUGUGUUAGUCAAAUUCUUAUUAUUGAUUAUGUUAUUGGCGAUCUUGGUUGAUUGAUUGAUUUGUAGUACAAGUUAAGUAAGUUUGCUGCUUUAAAAAUUUGUGUUGCUGUUGUGUAAAGUUGAGGUUUUGCCUAAACUUCCAAUUGUUGAUAGAAGGAUUAAUAAACGUUUAGGUUUGAGAAUUGAGAAUGUUGAAUAUGUAUAUAUGAUUAGAUUAUGAUUACUUGAUAGAUGGCGACAUUAUCGCCAUCUCCAGAUUCUACGCCUUCUAAUGUCCCACCACCAACAACACCAUCUCCUAGCCCACCUCAGCCUUCCGGUACACCUCCUCCAGGUUCCCAACCUACUGCUAAUCCACCUGUUACAACGCCACCACCUACACCUAAUGCAUCACCCCCUUCACCACCGUUAGCUACACCUCCGUCUACACCCGCUGAUUCUCCACCUCCUCCACCCGUCGUUUUAACACCACCUCCUACACAGAACACCAAUCCGCCAGUGAAUUCACCUCCACCUGCUGAUGGUCCACCACCUUCAUCACCUGGCAAUCCGCCUACAACUUCACCUUCCACACCUUCCAUACCGCCAACUACAAGUCCUGCUCCUCCUCCGUCACCUUCAUCGACAACUCCUCCACCAGUGAAUCCUGCCACACCACCAUCAACUACUCCUCCCCCAAUAAGUCCUCCUACACAACCAUCUACGACUCCGCCUACAAGUUCGCCACCAUCAACUACACCUCCCCCAAUAAGUCCUACACCACCAUCUACGACUCCUCCACCUACAAGUUCACCACCAUCAAGUACACCUCCCCCAAUAAGUCCUCCUACACCACCAUCUACGACUCCUCCACCUACAAGUUCACCGAUACCACCUUCAACGACUCCUCCCGCAGCGUCACCCAGUCCACCCACGCCAUCCCCAAACCCACUUGUAGGUUCACCACCGCCACCAGCAUCUGCACCUCCACAAAAUACACUUACUUCCCCUGAAGCUGCACCUCCACCCUCACCACUAGCAUCGCAACCACCUCAACGGUCACCUUCUCCACCUGCUGCAUCGCCUCCAAGGAAGACCCCAUUUCCACCCUCUAGUGAUAGCCCACCUCCAUCUGAUCCCGAGCCGGCUUCUCCACCAUCAAAGACUCCGGGUCCACCCGCUCCUGGUCUGAAAUUAUCACCUCCACCCCCAAUUGAUUCAAUAGCCCCAUCCACUCCUAGUUUACCGACUAAUCGAUCAGGUCAGAAUACACCUGAAACUGCAAAUAAUGCCUCCAGUCACGGGGGAAUUGGUACAGGUGGAGUUGUUGCUAUUGGUGUAAUAGUUGGUCUUUUAGUGCUUGGGCUCAUUGGUUUCAUUGGUAUCUGGAUGUUCAAGCGAAAGAAAAAGUCUCGGAGAACUUUUGAUGACCAUGUCGUUCCUGCUUCACUAGGCUCUUCUCCACGUUCAGAUGGAAAAUUGAUAGUGAAGACAGAGUAUCCAGGUUCAACUUUUGGAGGAGGCUCUGGUAGUGAUACCCCUACUGAUCAUGGUGGAUUUGGCCAUUCAAAGUCAUGGUUCACUUAUCAAGAGUUAUAUGAGGCUACCAGUGGAUUUUCUGAUGAGAAUCUUCUGGGUGAAGGUGGAUUUGGUUGCGUACAUAAAGGGUUUCUAACUGAUGGUAGAGUAGUAGCUGUAAAGCAGCUGAAAGUCGGUGGUGGACAAGGGGAGCGUGAAUUUAAGGCAGAAGUAGAAAUAAUUAGCCGCAUACACCAUAGGCAUUUGGUUUCUCUUGUUGGUUACUGCAUUUGGGAGACUAAAAGGCUGCUUGUAUAUGACUAUGUUUCUAAUGAUACACUUCAUUUCCAUCUUCACGGAGAAAAUAGGCCGGUCAUGGACUGGGCAAUGCGCGUUAAGAUUGCCAUCGGUGCUGCUCGUGGUAUUGCAUAUCUUCAUGAAGAUUGUCAUCCACGAAUAAUUCACAGAGAUAUUAAAUCAUCAAAUAUUCUUUUGGAUGAUAACUUUGACGCUCGGGUUUCAGAUUUUGGGCUUGCAAAAUUGGCAAUGGAUGCAGAGACACAUGUCAGCACUCGUGUAAUGGGAACUUUUGGAUAUAUGGCUCCGGAAUAUGCCACAACUGGUAAAUUGACCGAGAAAUCAGAUGUAUACUCUUUCGGCGUUGUCCUUCUAGAGCUAAUAACUGGACGUAAGUCUGUGGAUGAAUCUCAACCUGUGGGAGAUGAAAGUCUAGUUGAAUGGGCACGGCCUUUGCUUAAUCAUGUGCUUGACACGGGAGAAUUGGAAGGCCUGGUAGAUCCUCGUCUUGGCAAGAGUUAUACUGAGAAUGAGAUGUUUCGAAUGAUUGAGGCAGCUGCGGCUUGUGUGAGGCAUUCAGCUAUAAGAAGACCAAAAAUGGGGCUGGUUGUUACGGCCCUUAGCAUGUCCGACUCUGGAGAUCUAUCAAAUGGAUUACGGGUGGGCGAAAGUCAGCUCUAUGAUUCUGCGCAGCAAUCUGCUGAAAUUAGAUGGUUUCGGAGGAUGGCAUUUGGUAGUCAAGAUUAUAGUACUGAGUUUUUCAGUAAUCCAAGCCGGAAUCUUGGCUUUUCAGGUCAGAGCAAGCAGUAUCCAGAGUUUCAAACUCAGCAUGAGCACGAUCAAAAUCCUCAAAAUGUGGGAUUUUCGAACCGAAGCAGGAAUCAUGAAAGUAUUUCAAUCGAGCGUCGUUCAACCCAACACAGCCCGAGAAAUAAGAAUCCGAGUUUUCACACUCGGAAUGAUAGUCAGAACCAAUAACAUCACAUGAAAAUCCUUCAACGGAAAAUAGGCCCGGAAUGCUCUGCUAUCAUGUAGCAAUGCUUAUUGCUGCAUUUUUUGCACAGAAUUUUUGCAUUUUCUUCAUUCUUUAUUAUUGUAAAUUAUAAAAGGUGCAUAGUUUUGUUUAGCAAAUUUUUAUAAAUUGUGAAUGAACCAUACUCUUAUACACCCUACUCCAUUUUGGGGCACAUAUAUGAUAUUUCCUUGAUCUGUAUGAUUCACCAUAAAA